CAAAAGGAAAGGCUCAAACUGCAAAAGAAAAAAAAAAUUGCUUUUUUUAUAUUCCCUCGUUCAUCUGCCACUCAGAAAAAGUGAACCACCAAGUUGCAGAAUCCAGUAAAAUGUAUUAAAUUUUCACAACCUCCAACCCAACUUCCCCCAUUUUCUUUACUUUCUUUCUUCUUCUGCUUUCUUCACUCAGCCCCUAUGCAUCACAGAUUCUACCUUUUGAUGUAAAUGGGAUCAACCCACCAACCCUAGACUCACAUACCUGCAAGAUUCAUUCAUCUCAAACCAAACCACCCACUUCAAUUAUGGCACCAUUUCCCACUUCCCAUUACUUCAGGGCCUUCACUUUCUCCAUUUUGUUCCUCAAAACCCUAGCUUUUGACCCAAUUCCUUUGUUCUCUUUUGCUGGUUUUGGAAAAGAUCUGAAAUUUAAGCCCAACUUGGCCCUUUAUGGUAAUGCAAAAGUUGUCAAUGGAGGGUCUGGAAUUGAUUUCUCUGGCUAUGGAAGUUCAGGCACUGGCAGAGUCAUGUACAAGAAACCCAUCAAGCUUUUUCAAGGUAAACCAAGGCAAUUAGUGUCCUUUUCUACUUACUUUGCAUCUUCAAUCCCCUUGGACAAUGGGGGUGGGUUGGCUUUUGUUAUGGUUCCAAAGGGUUCUGAAGGUGAUGUGUUUUACCAAAGUUCUUCUAGGUUGAAUGAUGGAAAAUUUGGAGUUGUUGGUGUUGAGUUUAGUGCCUCAAAGGGUGGUGGUAGAAAUGGGGUUUCUAGUUGUAAUGUGACCAUGAAUUUAACUGGUUCAGUUGUUGCUAAAACAAGUCAGAAAUUGGCUUUAACAACUGGAGAAAAGUUGCAUGCUUGGAUUGAUUAUGAAGCCAGUUCAAGGCGUUUGGAAGUGAGAUUGAGUCAGCAUGGUAAAUCAAGGCCGUCUGAUCCACUGCUAUGGCACUCGAUCGACUUGUCAAGUGUGUGGAAGGAGAAAGAAAUGUUUGUGGGGUUUAGUUCUGAUUCUCAAGCAUGUUUUCUCUAUUCAUGGAGCUUUGUUCUGAGAAGUUUUCCGCAUUCAAUGCAUUCAGAGCCUCUGGAUCCAAAGGCCUUGGUUGAAAACACUGAAACUCCUGUGGUGAAACAAAGGAGUGAUUGCUUUUUAAGAAUUCUUGCUGCAAUGAUAUUUGGCACUGGAUGUGGAGCUUUGACAGCAUUUAUUGUGCUUUACUUGUGGACUAUAUUUGGUAAUAAACGUGCAGUGGUGCCAGAGGAGUCUGUUAUGCAACCUGUAGAUGAGUAUAGGAAAGUCAAAAUUGUUGUAGAUAAAACCAUCGAAGAUGGCAAGAAGUAGAUCCUCAAGCUUGUGUUUGUAAAUUUAGUUUGUCUUGUAUUUAGGUUUUGCUCUAUUUGCCUUGCUAAAGGGCUAUGUAUUUGGUUUUUCUGCCGUUACCUAUUGUUUAUCAAAUUGAGAUUGAGAUCCAACUGUUUUAAAGGUUGCUUAUUCUUUUUGAAACAUACCCAAAUUGAGGUUAUUAACGAACCUAUAUUAAUUAAUGGUUAA
Cajanus cajan (pigeon pea) is the source of this 1544-nucleotide messenger RNA. Its product is annotated as lectin-like protein LEC. The record is from RefSeq and is a predicted model, not a curated record. Gene Ontology annotation, molecular function: carbohydrate binding. NCBI's taxonomy places the organism in Eukaryota, Viridiplantae, Streptophyta, Magnoliopsida, Fabales, Fabaceae.